CCAUGCCCGCACCGCAGCGUGUAUCUCCCGCUUCGCCUCCUGCAACAUUGAAUGGUAGACCACAUCCCACAAGUCCGGAGACUAGUGCAAGGUCCAUUCCGCUCGAUGCUACCCCGGAAGAAGAUCACGAGGAGGAAAACCCAGCGGGAAUGCGUUCACCAACGGAUAGUGCGGGGCGGAAGAGUAGGAGUGGGACUAUGGAUAAAAACUUCAAGUUCCCUCCAUCGAACACCUCUCCACCAACGAGUGUCAGCGAAGCACCCAAGCCAAAGCCAGACCCACCCUCACCCCCCGGGCUCGAAACAACCGGAGCAGCGGCUCGUGAGGCUCAGGACGGUGAAUUAACACCUAUCAGCUUUGUAGUUCCAUCAAGUGUGGAAGUUCCACCACCCCCUCCCGUGGAAAAAGAGAAGCCUGCUCAGGUGGUAGAUGAUGGAGAAGAGGAAGUGGGUGAGACGGAGGAGAUUGCGCUCAAUUAGAUGUUUGUUUUCCCGUUCCGGCCUCUUGUUAUUUUUUUUUACUGUAAAUACAUCGAUGUUGUAAAUAUUCAACUCCCU
Serpula lacrymans var. lacrymans S7.9 is the source of this 557-nucleotide messenger RNA. RefSeq lists its product as uncharacterized. Lineage: Eukaryota; Fungi; Basidiomycota; Agaricomycetes; Boletales; Serpulaceae. The annotation marks the transcript as partial. The transcript has a single exon. The record is from RefSeq and is a predicted model, not a curated record.